Messenger RNA from Mytilus trossulus (common blue mussel), 1662 nucleotides. RefSeq names its product NF-kappa-B inhibitor alpha-like. The coding region runs from base 259 to 1437 and encodes 392 amino acids. NCBI's taxonomy places the organism in Eukaryota, Metazoa, Mollusca, Bivalvia, Mytilida, Mytilidae. The transcript has a single exon. The record is from RefSeq and is a predicted model, not a curated record. Gene Ontology annotation, molecular function: protein binding.
GGGAAACCCCCUUCUAAACUUCCUCGAUUGAUUGAAUGACACGCAAAAGGUGACUGAUCUAAAUUGCUUGGAUUUUCCAGACUUAUUGUUCGUUUUAAAUAUAAGGAUUUCCAUCGGUUGUAAAUACCAGUUUUCAAACAGAAUUUAAUCGAGAGAGUUGUACAAUUUAUCUACAAAGUAAAUUUUGUUCCAGAAGUGAACACAAAGCAACUACAAGUUAUAGUCCGACAUUUUGAAUAUAAUUUAACAGAGAAAAGUAUGGAUGCUCAUUGUCGUCAUAAAGGUGGAGAUAUCGAGACUGAUGGUGAACAAUUAUUAAAACACCAAACUGAUGAAAGAUUUGACUCUGCGUAUUCAUCGUACAAUUCAGUUAAUUCAUCUAGUUCUAUACAAGGAUUUAAAAGUGACUUAGAACUGAGACGUGAAAUAACACAAAUUUCCAGCAUGUCUAAAUCAACACAUAACUUUGAUUCUUUUAAUCCUAAAGACAGUGGUCUUGGACUAGAUUCAGUUGACAGUGCAAUCGGCAAAUCACUUCAAUCGGUCGAAAUUGAAGAUGACAUUUUAUGCGAAAAAGCCUCCGAUGUUGAAGGAAAGUUUCAGAUCAGUGACAUUUCAGAGCGUCUUGGUGAUAUGAAAAUCAAUUCUUUAGACUCAUUGGGAUCUAGUUGCAGUUCUAUCGAUUCUGACAGAGUAACGCCAGAAGCUAUGGUCGUAUAUGGAAAAGACGAGGAUGGCGAUACCUUAUUGAACAUUGCUAUUUUAGAGCGACAAACACAACUCGUAUCUGAGUUUAUAAAGCUUGCACCAGGGUGUGUCUGGUUAGACAUUCAAAAUAGCGAUAUGUGGCAGACACCCUUACAUUUGGCCGCUUUAACUCAUCAGAUGGAGAUAGCACGGAGAUUAAUGGUUGGUGGGGCCGAUAUUGAAAUUCAGGACUGCAAUGGAGAUACACCACUUCAUAUUGCAUGCCGUAUGGGGGAUAUAGACAUGGUUUCAGUUUUAUUGCGGCCUAUUGAACUAAGUGAAACACAAUUUAACGAAUACAGAAUUCCUGUAAGACAAGUUCCACAGAAUCUUGAAAUUAGAAAUUCCAGUGGAUAUACAUGUUUACACGAAUCAGCACUCAACGGACAAUUGAACAUUAUGAAAGUAUUGAUUUCAAAAGGAGCUCAAGUAAAUACAAAAGAAUGUAAAUGUGGAGCAACAGUACUCCAUAUGGCCAUCGAUCGAAGCAAUUCUGAAAUGGUCAGUUACUUGCUAUCGCGAAGAGACACAAACAUUGACAAUAAACUAUAUAAUGGAACAACUCCAAUGCUUUUGUCGCAUUAUCGUAAAAACACUGAAAUACUUGAAAAAUUAAAGCGUGCCGGAGCAUCAUUUGGAAACCUUAGUUUGACCGGUAGUCCAAAUUCCAGUGAGGAUGAUGAUAUGUAAAAUAGAAACUGUACAAAAACUUUUCUUAAUUCAAAUCUCAGGAAUAUUUCAUAAACAGGUUGUUCAUACUGCUGACAAAAUUAAAAUGUUCAUAUAAAUAUGUAAAUGUAUUUAUUUUUACUAACUUUAAACGGAUUCCACUGUUUUUUCACUCUGAUUGUGUAAGAAAAUGGAUUAUCUGUGUAGAUAGAUUUCAUACUAGUAUUAAAAGUUUGAUAUUGAAAA